CUGCUGCCCGUGACGUCAGCGCGCCCCCGGUGACGCAUGGACGGCGGCGGGGCGGGGGGAGGAGGCCUCGGCGGCGGCGGGGCCGGACAUGGUCCAGGUGUUGCUGUGCAGCUGGAUGUUGCUGAAUAGCAUUUCUAUGAGCUUGCUGUUCAGUCUGUCUCCUGUUCAGAAUGGCAAAGAACCCUAAUUUCCCCGAAGCAGGGAACCUGCCUACAGGCUACGCUCACUGUAGGUCUUCAGAGAGCUUCUCUGGCUACCAGUACCACCACCCCUGCAAGAUGAGUAACAGCCACCCGCUCCGUCCCUACACGGCCGUGGGGGAGAUCGACCACGUUCACAUUCUGUCAGAGCACAUUGGAGCUCUAAUGAACGGGGAAGAAUACAGUGACGUUACCUUUAUUGUGGAGAAGAAGCGGUUUCCAGCACACAGAGUGAUCCUGGCUGCUAGGUGCCAUUAUUUCAGAGCAUUACUGUAUGGAGGAAUGAGGGAAUCUCAGCCUGAAGCAGAAAUUCCUCUUCAGGACACCACUGCAGAAGCAUUUGCAAUGCUGUUGAAAUAUAUUUACACUGGUCGUGCUACGCUACGAGAUGAGAAAGAAGAGGUUCUUCUUGACUUCCUAAGCCUAGCACAUAAAUACGGAUUCCCAGAACUGGAGGAUUCCACGUCUGAGUAUCUUUGCACAAUACUUAAUAUUCAGAAUGUCUGUAUGACUUUUGAUGUUGCCAGUCUUUACUCUCUUCCCAAAUUAACUUUUAUGUGCUGUAUGUUCAUGGAUAGAAAUGCCCAAGAGGUGCUCUCCAGUGAAGGCUUCCUGUCACUUUCUAAGGCUGCUCUUCUAAGUAUUGUACUGAGAGACUCAUUUGCAGCUCCUGAAAAGGACAUUUUCCAAGCUUUGAUGAACUGGUGCAAACAUAACCCCAAGGAAAACCAUGCUGAGAUCAUGCAGGCAGUACGUUUGCCACUAAUGAGUCUAACAGAACUACUGAAUGUUGUAAGACCUUCUGGAUUGUUGUCACCUGACGCCAUCCUAGAUGCCAUUAAGAUUCGUUCUGAGAGUCGGGACAUGGACCUCAACUACAGGGGCAUGUUAAUACCAGGGGAGAAUAUUGCAACAAUGAAGUAUGGAGCACAAGUUGUAAAAGGGGAGCUGAAGUCUGCUCUACUGGAUGGAGACACUCAGAACUACGACCUGGACCAUGGAUUCUCUCGCCACCCCAUCAACGACGACUGCCGGUCCGGAAUUGAGAUUAAACUAGGCCAGCCCUCAAUAAUCAACCACAUCCGAAUCCUCCUGUGGGACAGAGACAGUCGGUCUUAUUCCUACUACAUCGAGGUGUCCAUGGAUGAGUUGGACUGGAUUCGGGUUAUCGAUCACUCGAAGUAUCUCUGCCGGUCCUGGCAGAACCUGUACUUCCCUGCCCGUGUCUGCAGGUAUAUUCGAAUUGUUGGGACACACAACACAGUGAACAAAGUUUUCCAUAUUGUGGCAUUUGAAUGCAUGUUCACGAACAAAUCCUUUACUCUUGAGAAAGGUCUGAUAGUUCCCACUGAAAAUGUUGCAACAAUUGCAGACUGUGCCAGUGUGAUAGAGGGUGUAAGUCGCAGUCGCAAUGCCUUAUUGAAUGGAGACACAAAAAACUAUGACUGGGAUUCUGGAUACACAUGCCACCAGCUUGGGAGCGGAGCUAUUGUAGUGCAGCUGGCACAGCCCUACAUGAUAGGAUCAAUACGGCUGCUGCUUUGGGACUGUGAUGAUCGGAGCUACAGCUACUACAUUGAGGUUUCAACGAAUCAGCAGCAGUGGACCAUGGUGGUGGAUCGCACAAAGAUUUCCUGCAAAUCCUGGCAAACAAUCACUUUUGAUAAACAGCCUGCAUCUUUUAUCAGAAUAGUUGGAACUCGCAACACCGCUAAUGAGGUGUUUCACUGUGUGCAUUUUGAGUGCCCAGCACAAAACAGUACCCACAAGGAGGAGAGUAGUAAGGAAGUAGCAACAACAGAGGUGGGGACUGGUGGACAGUAAUUUGUUUCUCGCCCUGUUGGAGCUGCAAGCACCGGGUUCCCUGCAUUCCCCUCCUGGAUCCACCUUGCAUCCUCAUAUUCACCAACCAUAAAGGAGGUUGAAAGGGAGCUUUUGCAGCCCCACUGACAUUCUGUGAAAUUGUUCAGAACCUUCUUGUGCUGGCACCUUUUCUUUGUGAAUGAAUGGGACCUUCAUGUGCUGGAAGUUGGAAGUACUGAAAUGGGAAAGGCUUUUCCCCAAGGACAUGAAGAGACUGUUUCACUCUCCUCGAUAUGUUCAAAUCAGGCUGGUCUCCAAGGGGGGAGAAAAUAGGUCUUCAGUCUUCAUCAAGUACCCCAUUAACACCCUACCUCUCUAAUCUAACCAAGGCAAGGAAAACAGAAGGAAAUAAAAGGCAGAGCUACAGUGGAAAUCGAAAAUAACUCAAGCAGAAUGGAAAGCAUAUGAAAUAAGUAUUUGUUCCCUGAAGGCUUUUAUUAGCAAAAAAAUGUUUAUGGAACACAUCAGUCCAGAAUAUAUUUUAUUUUUAAAGUGAUUCUUCAUCCAUAUUGCUUUGUAACUAGUAAUUUGUUUUCUAAAUAAUUUUGAUUCUGUAUUCCACUUAGCUUCUUAUUUUUGGCUAUAGCAAAUGCUGUACAGUAGAUUAAGGAAGUAUCAGACAUGUUUACCUGCUGAGAUGCAAAUUCUCUCAUUCAUCAGUGGGAGGACAAGAAAAGCUUCAUGAUAUCAACAAACUAAUUAAUGCAUCUAUAUUAAUCUUGACCUUAGUUGACUUUUCAAAGUACAAAAUUGUCAUUUCCUUCAUUCAAAAGGAAGUUUCUAAAUCAAACAUCCGUCUUGAAGAAAAGUGUAUUUUUUCACUCCUGGGGACAAUUAUUUAAAUUUUGUUUGCCUAGGACAACUUGCAACAGAACAUCAGAAAUGUUUGGUUUAGAAAAGUGGAACUCCAUCUGGUCACUGACAAGCAGUUUUUCAAAUACCAAAAGAAGAAUUUGCCGAUGAUUUACAUUUUUCCAAGAAGAGUUGUUUUACAGUCUGGAGCUGAAAAUUCAAAGGCUGUGUAUGCAUUAACAUUUCUCACAAUCUUCAUAAAAUGUGAUGCUUUUGCACCGUAUUGUGAAAGAUCUGGUUCUUACUUUACAGUCACAGAAUUCAUUUUCCAUCCAUGUCUGUCUGGAUUACAUUGGCUGCUACUUUGCUUACUCUGUUUUCACACUGAUGAUGAUGUAGUCUCUUACUAUCCAGAUCUGCAUGACUUUUAGGAAGAACUCCAUGUUGGUCUUUCAGUAUGGGAUAAAGAGAUUUUGUAUUAAGACAAAUGCUGAUGUAAUUGGCAAAAUUGAUUAGGAUGCUUGUUAGCUCCUUACAAAGUAUAUUAUAUUGAAAAUGUCAGCUAACCAGUUUUAUGAACUUGGAAUUUCCUGUGGUGAUAAAUAACCUUGUCAGAAGAAAACAAAGCUAGUGCAGGAUAAAUACGGUUUUCCUUUAUAUAACCAUAGUGAUAAAAUAAGUUAUAUCAACAUAGCAAAUUGUAUGUUAAUUUAUCACACUACUUAAUUUGAAGUAAUUUCCCUGUUGGAUACUAGUUGUGCUAAACCCAAGAAGAAAUAUAAUCAGGGGUAGCAAUGGAUCAGAGGAUAUUUCAAACAAGAAAAGCAUCCCUUUUCUUUCAAAUAAAAUUGAUUAGGCUUUAUCAAUAACAUUAUAGUAUUUUUCAUUGCCAAAUUACAGUUUAGUUCUGACAUUUACGUACAGUUCCCUCCCUUGUCACUGCUGUGUUCUGACUUGUGAAUGUCUCUUGGUGAAGAUGGAUGCUGUACAAAGCUUGUAAUUCAUGUGCCACAGCUGCCUUAGACAGUGCAGAGUUCUGAGGCAGGAUACUGCUUGUGCCAGCCACCUCCCAGUCUGCAGGGCUGAUCACCUUAUGGCCAACAGCCUUUGGAGCACGCAAGAAUUGAGACCAGCUACUGAGGACACCGCUCUCAUGUUUAUGCAUAAGUGCAAAAAGUUGGAGAUUUUUUUUCCUUUAAAAGCACAAAACUUUUUCAGUUGCAAUCCAUGCUGGAGCUACUGAGAUCCUGGAGCAUGUCUUCCUUUUGGUAGAUAAGUCCUUGCGUGGCAGGGGUGGUAUUUGCAGUUCCAUCAAACAAGUCUGCUUUUUUCAAACUGUGGAUAAGCAAAUGGCAUAACUUCCUAGCUGUUAGUAUUUAGUAGCCACCAUUGUAGAGAAUGUGAAAAAUCUAAAAGCAAAAAAGGUUGUGCCAUCUGUUAUGAGCCUAGGCUCUCAGAGAAAGAAUGGAAUUUUUCCAUUUGUAAUCUUUGAUGUGCAUCAUAAUUUUUAUGAUACAAAUAAGUCUUGUAGGCUAUAACGUAUGGAAUAUCUGUUUGAUCUUGUCCUGUAACUCAUUGUGGAACAAAAAUGUCUCUUUAUUUCCCAUGACAUUCACUCUCUGCCAAGAAUCUGGAUGAACAUAUCUGAGAUCCCCAAGGCAAAAACUCUGAGGUCCUACAGACCCUUCAGUUUCCUACCUCCAUAAAUCAAUAAAAAGAAGAACCAACUUUGCAUUGUCCCUUCAUGCAGGUGAAUAUCAAUUUUUACUAUUAGACUUCUCAGUCAUAAUGGCCUUUUUCUGAGUCUUUAUUUUGUUUGGAGUUGCUCUGAGAACCUGACAUCAGUGUGAUCACAGUGAGCUUGCAGGCUUUUUAAGGCCCUUCCACAAGCCCUUCACACUUGGAACUCCUGCCCUCUUUAUUUAAAGAUAUAAUGUUUACAGAGAGCUGAACUCCACUGGGUCUUCUAAUAUUGCCCACCAACAAACACCCCUAAUACCUGUAUUGCCUAGAAGAGGUCUCUUGUCUUAAACAUUGUGUCAGCAAUGUAUUAGUAGUGACAAAGGAGGAUACAACACAACUGAUUUGUGGUUUUGUGUGAAUGUUCUCAUUCUUUCUAAUUAUUGUCUGUAUUUUUUGACUCCCAAGUUCAGAUGUAUUUCCUGUGUAUUCCUCUGAAGUUGUGGAUUUUUUCUUUUCUUUUCUAUCUUUGCUUUUCCUUUCAGUGAAAGUAACUUGUGCUGUUAUGGUGUACUAUUAGAGUUUAUCAAAGCAAUGAAAUGCUGAAAUUAUUCAGAACUGUGUAGUCAGUCUUAUUCUAUCAAGGUUAGAGCAGAACUGACCAGGUACUCAUUGCUUUCUUAUCAGAAACUAUAAAAUAGACCUGUUGUUAGAGUUUUCCAUAAUGGAAAUAACUGUACUGACAAUAGUGAGCAAUUGACUUUAUUUGGUACUUCAGUAUCUUUAAAUUCCCCAGGCCUCCUUUUCUCGAUUUUACUUCCAUAGGUUGAAUUCAGGUUUAGACUCAACUCACAUGGAGCUCAGCUAAGGCCUUUCUAAAAUCUUUUUAUUUAGUUAACAUUUUCCAAAUGAAAAUAAAAGGGUUUUUUAUUCACAGAAUGUAGGGGGAAACUAUUAUCUGAGGAAAUUAAUUUUUGGAGUGAGCAAACAUUGUGCAGCUUACUUUUUUCAAGAUGCUUUUCAAGCCAUUUCCAAUCAGCUUUUAAACGAGUUCAAAUGGCUGUUAAAUGGAAUUACAAUGAGAGAAGUUAACACAAGUCUAAUGUAAAAGACAAUACAGAGGAGAAAUCACUAAUUUUGUUAGAGUAAGAACUUUUUCAUUGCAGUUUCCUUGCUUCAGAGCUCCAUUUCUUUCUUCUUCUUUCCAUGAAAAGCAGUUUUUCUUACUCAUUAUGACAACUCAUGUAAGAGCUCAGUGCUUCUCAGCAUCGCUGAAAAAUUCAGUUAAAUGCAUCUUCAUCUGUACUAAUGACAAUAUUAGAGAAUUUUUAAUUGAGUACCUGACUUGAUGCAAGUUGGUUCCCAUGAAAGAAAGCAAAAGAAGUCUGUAAUUGUUUCAGUCUAAUGAAAUUUUCAGUACAAAAAUUAGAUGACAAAGUUAAUGACAUUCUUGUCUGAUUGUUGUGUCAUCAUAGUUCUGGUUAUAAAGUGACGCUCACUCAGAGAUGCUUAAUAAGGAAUUAGAACUUUGAUUUCACAAGCUAUAGAUUGCAUUUCUCUUUGAGUAUAUUAAUUGGCUUAUAUUUUGACAGGUGUUAGUCUACUGUCAAAUAAACAAGUGAAUGCAUUGGUAAUUUUGUUGUUGUGGCUAGAGUAGUGAGCAAAUGAUAGAGCUAGUAGGAGUUAAUAUAUCCAAGAAUAAGUGUUUAGACUUGUGCGUCAUCAUAUCAGUUGCCAGAAGACUAAACCAUGCUUCAGAAAAAAAAUUAAAAAUAAAAAAUAAUUGUGGAUCCCAGAGGAUGCUUGAGGCCUGGUUUCCAUGCCCAUCUCUCAGUCAGUGCUUCUGUUUAGGUUAGAGUCGUUAGUUCUCCCUGAACUGAUUGUUGUUGUUGUCAGUUGUGCUAGUUAACUCAUCUGUGUAAGUGGAAGCUCCACAGAGCUUUGUUCGGGAUACAGAAGUAAAGGUCCUGGGUCAAGUUUUAGGGCUGCUUAAAUAUUCAUACAACUAUAUAUAUGUAUAUGUAUAUUUAUAUGUAUAUGUAUACAUAUGUGUGGAUCUAUAUAUAUGUGUGUGUGCAUGUGCAUUAAAUUGAGGCUGUAGCUAAUUAUUUAGCUUGCAUUUAGAAUAUGUUCUAAAGCUCCAAAAUGAAAAAAAAAAAAAUUCUAUGCAGGCAGGUGUGAAAUGCUGCUGUUGUGAUAUGGCAGGAUGCUGGUUACUUUAAAAGUGCAAAUGUCUAAAAAAGGUACAGGCAAACCAAUCCAAAGUUUCUGUCCAGUUGUUAAAUGUUGGCCAUUUGGCUGUAGCGAGGUGUAUACAAUAUAAAGCAAAUUAAAUGCUCUUCUCAAAGAUGGGUGCAGUCUGAAGAACAUAGAUAUUCCUCCUUAGCUACCUUGUCUGCCGUUGCUUGCAGUGUUUACAGAGUGAUCCUUCAUAGGACUUCUGUUAAGUGCUGAAAAAACUCUGCAGUCUUUUUGGUCCUCAUCAAGCUUUCAUUGCAAAGCUUUGGCUGGGUUAAUGACAAAGUCCUACUCACAUUCCAUGGUGGAAUCUGGGUCUGAAAAGUUUUAAAAAGUUACAUGAAAACUUUUAUAAUCACUCAGCAAUUUUCUUUAGAUUAAAAAAAAAGCCCAAAUUAAAAGUGCAGCAUAGUAUGGGGAAACUGCAGGUAUCUGUCAUAUGGCCAUGUCCUGACUGCCUGUGCAACCACAUACCCAUUGUAUCAUGCUGUAUGUGUUUAAUUACUAUGGUAUGCCCAGAUGGUGGAAGGGGAGAAUGAGCUCCAUACAACUGUGACAUUAUCCAUUUUCACACACCCAGUCAUUAGAGAGAUACUGUUCCUUGCAGCCUAAUACAAUAAUACAACUCAGUGUUCUGAAAAAAUUAUAAUUGAUUCCUUACAUGAAUGUAAUGGAAUUGAAGUUCAGAUUACUAAAUAUUUGAAUGGGUGGUGGCAUCAUUUAUACCCUGCACAGGUAUAAACAUGCCCCUCUUACUACUUUAGGCCCUGGGCUAUCACAGAGGAAGAAAGCUGCACUAUUGGUUAAAUGAACUUUAAUUCAUCGUUUUUGUACUUCUCAUCUUGGCACAUCUAUUCUCUUUGUGCAGCUGCUCAGUUAAAACAAGUUUCUCAUCAUUUUCAGAAUUGUCCUCUGACUCCUGAAAAGUGGCAGAUACACAUCAACAACUUCAGUCAAUUAUAUUAACUGGUCUGAGGAAUUUACAAAAUUAAUCUAAUAUGGUCUUCUACACCAAAUUCUAUGUGUCCAAAAAGUACCAGCCAAGUCCUCAAAUACCAAGUGAGUUGAGCAGUAUUACUGCUCAGAUGAGGGUGUCUAAACCAUGUGCCCUGUAGUCCAAGUGAAGAGUAGUUAUCACAGCAUCUUUCUGUAGAGGAGUCAGGGAAUCACAGAAUGAUGGGAAGGGACCUCAGAGAUCAUGGAGUUCCCACUUCCCUUCCAUGACAGGACAUAUUUCACUAGACCAGGUUGCUCAGAGGCCCAUCCAAGCUGGUCUUGAACACUGCCUGGGAUGGGCAUCCACAAUUUCUCUGGGCAACCUGUCCCAGUGCCUCACCACCCUCACAGUACAGAAUUUCUUCCUAAUACGUAAUCUAAACUUACUCUCUGUCAGUUUGAAGCCAUUGUCCUGCCCCUACAUGUCCUAGUAAAACCUCCCUCUCCAUCUCUCUUGUAGGCUCCCGUUAAGUCCUAGACAGCCGCAGUCAGGUCAUCCCAAAUCCUUCUCUUUUCCAGGCUGAGCAAUCCCAGUUCAGCCUUUCCUCCAUUUAUGUAAUUUGUGGUCUACAUCACCUAUCUGUUAUCUCUGUACUCCUGAGCUUUAGUGCUAGGUGGCAAGAUUUGUGGUUGAUACCUAGAAUCCAGUAAGUGUGUUUAACCACAGAUGUUAUGAAAUUUUUGUCUUGACUCAAAAAUUUUAGUUUGUGCUUUUGAAACAUGGUCAGGCUACAGAAUUGGCUUUUGGGCUAUCUUCUAUAGCUGUCUGUUGGAUUUUUGAGUUAUUUUCAGUUGCUAAAAUAUGGUAAGAGUCCUCUCAGGAAUUUCUCAUAGAGAUUUGUCAUGCUGAGAAAUGGUUUUGAAACAAUCAUGGCAGGUUCAUUGCUGGAGAACAGGGACAGGUUUCUUCUGCUUCGACAGGCCAGGAUCCUGUUUGGGUUAUUAUCUAAGUUUGUUUUUGCCAUUUUUAAUAACAAGGAUGUCACUGUUGUGUGAUCUGGAUCUGUUCCAGAAAUUGUGUCACUUAUUCAUUUUGAGAGGUAAAUACUUAAAUGAAUGUUUUUAUGCAGUAAUAAAAAGCUCAUGAGGCUUGGAUUAUUAGAUUAGAAAUAUUGCUUAAAGCAAGAGCUGGAGUUGCAAAAAGAGCAGUUUGGGGGAAAGAAGGACUGAUGUGGAAUUAUGUGGUUGCAUUUGUGAAUAUAUAGCAAUGGAAAUGUAUGUGUUAAGCAAGUUGAGAGACUGUUUGCCAAGAGGUGUUUCUAUAAGACCUUUUUGUGUUUAAAAAUGGAAUUUCGUUAAGGAAUUUAUCACUCAUCUGAAUAUGAGUGCUAAAAGAGAACAUAGGAAGUGAGGCUUUAGUAGUUUUUAUGGCAAGAGCAACACAAAGAUACAAUUCUUGUGGUUUGAGAUAGUUCUGUUUGUGCCCAAUCUUUCCUGGCCUUACUUUUUUUCUACAUACUUUCCCCAACCUGCUUGUUACUCUUUUUAUUUUCCUCCCUGCAUAGCAUGCUCUUGCUGGGGUGUUCCCUGUAAUUUUCCUCUGUAUUGUGAUGUUUUAGGGAAUUUAAAAAAAUAAUUUUUUUACCUCUUUAUCCUAUGCUGAAUAAAAUAUCGUCAUCCCCUUGAUUCACAUCAGACUCUAAAGGCAACUACCACUAGGCUGUCAAGUGCAAGUGAGCAACAUUUGAAUUUGUCUCUCUAUGGAUGUGUGAAAUACCAGUCCUUUUGGGCCUUUUAUUUCCAUGAUCUGUUUCCAGUCUGUUCCCCUUAAGAGGAAAAUAAGUAAGAAGUUUAUUAUUGACUUAGGAAGUAGGUCAGGUUUUAUGCUGGCUUAUGUAAGUUUACACCUAAAUUUUAAAUAUCUCUUUCUCACCAUGGUACACCAGAUAUACAUUCAAUUUGCUAGUUGUGCAUUGUUCAAGGUGUUAAUUGUACGUAAGUGUUGUUUUCUAAGUAAACUGUAUCAUCCAGAGUGAACCUUGAAAGAAUUCAUAACUUUUCAGUGUCCCUGUGUGAAGAUAUAUCAGCUGUCCAGGGAUCGGAACAUCACCCUGAGCACAUGAACUCAUUUGGUGAAGUACAGCAUUACUUCACAGUUUUGGAACCCAUGUCUAUUAAGCGUGCCCAGUCUCUCCUAAAAUGUUCUUUCCUUUUUGCUUUGCUCAAUUUCACUAUUGUCUUUGAUUUUCUUUUUUAAGUGAAUGUUAAUGUUCAGAGCCAGGCUAAAUAGAAGUUUAGCUUUUAGUGAACUUUUUCACUCAUUCUCUGUUAGUGCCUCCUCUUUCUUGACUGACAGUAACUUAAAUCCAUUUUAUGCUAUGUUGCCCUCCCCUUCUCUUUAGCAAUUAUAAUUGUAUCUUGAAAUUUUUGUGCAUUAAAUCCCUUUCCUUCCUUCUCAUAGAGUGGUUCUAAACUACCUCAGACUUUGUUGUGAACAGGUACAAGUUUCAGCUACAGUUUUUAGCCUUUAUCAUAGUUUUUGAAUGUUCUUUAAGUGCGUGUGUAUGUAGCAGAACCAGCCUGCCAGACCCUGAUUGCAUUUUCAGGAAUACUGUCCCAAGUGAGACAUGCAAUUGGGAUGAAUUCACAGCCACACCUGUUCAGGCUCUCGCUGAUACCUCUUUCAAGAAAAGCUUUUCAGGAGCGCAACUUCUGGUAUGGGAAGUGCUCCAACUUUCUCUUUGAAGGGACAUGAUGCUGCCUGCACUGGACGACUUCCACCUCCCCGUUAUCGUGACAAGCAUCAUAAAACUGCAUCAUCAGGCCUCCAUCCCUGGCUGCAGGAUCCAUGCUAUUGCAUUGGACUGUGCUCAUCAUAUGAGAAUAAACCCCACGUGGUGUGUUCUGAUGACCUUGGUGUCAUUUUAUUGUCAUUUUAUACUGCGGCAGUUGUGCAUUACCAACCCUUUGGGCUAAUUAGGGUUCAAGUGAAAUGGUGGUUGCAGAUUGUGCUGCAGGGAUAACUUUGGGAAUUGUCUGGUUUUGUAAGUAAUCCAUUGAACAACCCGGCAAGCCUCAUUAGUACUGAUUUCCUGUUCACCAGCAGACAUGCACAUCAUCAAACAAGCAUUUUGUAACAUGGAAUUUUCUAUGAGCAUCCGGAAAAAGAAGCAUCCCAAUUAUUUUCUUAGUAGCAGUGUGUGUAUUUGUAAUGAAAGUUUUAGAAUUAUUAAACUGCUGUAAGCUAUUUUGUGCAUGCUCUGGCAUUGUAAUAACAGUUUAUAUUAACUGCUGAUAAGCAGAGGGCUGUGGCAAACAAGGAAGGCUGGCUGUGGAUUUUACAGUUUCAAAAAGCAGCAGAGUGCCAGAGUAGAUGCAGGACCAGACAAUGCUCAAAGCAAAUUAUAAAGUGGAACUGUUGUGCUUUGUAUUUAUUUCUUUGGGGAUUCUUCUUCAAAGUAUUUAACUUCACAGGAAAAUAUAGAGUAUAUUUAAAAUAGUAACAAUUAGAAAUACACCUUUUCAAGAAUGAGAGAGGUGUGAUUUGAAAAAUAAAGUGAUCUUUUGUGCUUAA
Molecule: messenger RNA, 11283 nt
Organism: Prinia subflava (tawny-flanked prinia)
Lineage: Eukaryota; Metazoa; Chordata; Aves; Passeriformes; Cisticolidae
Gene: BTBD9
Product: BTB domain containing 9
Exons: 12
Coding region: 171-2024 (617 amino acids)
Biological process (GO): modulation of chemical synaptic transmission; circadian behavior; adult locomotory behavior
Cellular component (GO): cytoplasm
Molecular function (GO): protein binding
Source: RefSeq, a predicted model, not a curated record